Molecule: messenger RNA, 4661 nt
Organism: Larimichthys crocea (large yellow croaker)
Lineage: Eukaryota; Metazoa; Chordata; Actinopteri; Sciaenidae
Gene: keap1b
Product: kelch-like ECH-associated protein 1b
Exons: 7
Coding region: 954-2834 (626 amino acids)
Molecular function (GO): protein binding
Source: RefSeq, a predicted model, not a curated record
GAAAGGGGAGGCCGGCACAAUGCUUAGUCACGGUGAGUUACCGCUUUACCCCCGCUGCUCCUCCUCCUCCUCCUCCUCCUCCACCACCAACACCACCUCCUCCACCUCCUCCUCCUCCUUCCUAUGUGGCGCACAGCUCGGCAGACUGCGAUGGAGGAAUUGAACUACAUGUCAGCUGAGCCAGCAGCUUCCUAGUAAACACAGCAGUGCAAACAAAUUCCAUAGCUGGGCAACCUCGAGGAAGAAGACGCCUCCGACCACCCCUCCCCGAAUUCCAGAGGGCUCCACGUUACACUUCAGACACGUUUGGCACUCGACCCCGUUUUCUUUCGACAGACCUUCCCCUGCCUCAUCUGCAGCUCUCAGCACAAGUGCAGCGCUCUGAAGGGAGCUUUAAUUAUUACCUCUGUAAAUCAGACUUGUCUUUGUUACUCUCUGAGAUCAUCGAUAUGCAAGUCUGACCUGCACCUGCGGGGAGUCUCACAGCGUUUAUUUGACUUUUCUUUGUCAGGACUGAUUGGCAGGUCUCUGUAAAUCCCUCUGCACGUCUGUUGACAACACAAACAGUUGAUCUACGAUUCCUUUGAGGUUUUUACUUUGUCAGGUGAAACAUUCUGUACCUGUUGACCUCAAGCCACAGGAACUCGAGGCGUUUGGAUUAUGUUGGAAGUGCAGCAUGUAAAAGUACAACCAGCCAUGACUGGCAGCUCACACAGAAGUCUAGUGAUGCCAUAAUGCGCAGUAUGGCCGGACUCAAGUACUGAACAGAGCAAAGAAACUCUCAUGUCCUCAUAAAUCGGAUUUAAACGCGAACUCUGCCACGCAAACAAACCCAGGAGGAGCUUUUCCACUUCUUUUAUUUUACCUAUGCCUGCGCCUGGAGCCGGGAUGCCCCAUAACGUCGCCUGCCAUUCUUGAGAAAGAGACUUAAGGAGGAGGAGAACGGGUAGGAAAUGACAGAGUGCCUGACAGAAUGCAAAGCGCUGGUGACUCCGUCCACGCGCAACGGCCACCGCGUCUUCAGCUACACGCUCGAGAGCCACACGGCAGCCGCCUUCGCCAUCAUGAACGAGCUGCGUCUGGAGCGUCAGCUGUGCGACGUCACGCUGCGCGUGCGCUACAAGGACUUGGAGGCGGUGGACUUUGUGGCUCACAAGGUGGUGCUGGCCUCCUCGUCCCCGGUCUUCAGGGCCAUGUUCACCAACGGCCUGAAGGAGUGCGGUAUGGAGUUGGUGCCCAUCGAGGGGAUCCAUCCCAAGGUCAUGGACCGACUGAUCGAGUUUGCCUACACAGCUAGCAUCUCCGUAGGAGAGAAGUGCGUGAUCCACGUGAUGAACGGCGCCGUCAUGUACCAGAUCGACAGCGUCGUCAAGGCCUGCUGCGAUUUCCUCGUCCAGCAGCUCGACCCCAGCAACGCCAUCGGCAUCGCCAACUUCGCCGAGCAGAUCGGUUGCACCGAGCUCCACCAGAAGGCCAGAGAGUACAUCUACAUGAACUUCAGCCAGGUGGCGACCCAGGAGGAGUUCUUCAACUUGUCCCACUGUCAGCUCGUCACCCUCAUCAGCCGCGACGAGCUCAACGUGCGCUGCGAGUCCGAAGUCUUCCAGGCGUGCGUGGCUUGGGUGCGCUACGACCGGGAGAACCGACGACCGUACGUCCAGGCUUUGCUCCAGGCCGUCCGCUGCCAUUCCCUCACCCCCAACUUCCUGCAGGCCCAGCUUCAGUCUCUGGACUGGGACCCUCAGUGUAAAGACUACCUGUCCCAGAUCUUCCAGGACCUCACCCUCCACAAACCCACCAAAGUCAUGUCUUGCCGAAUACCCAAGGUUCCGCAGCUCAUCUACACGGCGGGGGGUUAUUUCCGUCAGUCUCUCAGCUACCUGGAGGCGUACAAUCCCUGUUCAGGAGCCUGGCUCAGGCUCGCCGACCUGCAGGUACCCCGCAGCGGCCUCGCAGCCUGUGUGAUCAGCGGGCUUUUCUACGCCGUAGGUGGAAGAAACAACGCGCCCGAUGGCAACAUGGACUCGAACGCAUUGGACUGCUACAAUCCCAUGAACAACUGCUGGCUGCCGUGCGCGCCAAUGAGCGUACCCCGGAACCGGAUCGGAGUGGGCGUCAUCGACGGCAUGAUUUACGCGGUCGGCGGAUCUCACGGGUGUAUUCAUCACAACAGCGUUGAAAGGUAUGAUCCAGAAAGGGACCAGUGGCAUCUCGUAGCCCCCAUGUUGACGCGGCGUAUCGGCGUUGGCGUCGCCGUCAUCAACCGCCUGCUUUACGCCGUCGGAGGCUUCGACGGGGCGAACCGGCUCAGCUCCUGCGAGUGCUACAACCCCGAGAGGGACGAGUGGAAGACCAUGGCGGCCAUGAACACUGUGCGCUCCGGAGCCGGCGUGUGCUCGCUGGGGAAUCACAUUUUUGUGAUGGGCGGCUACGACGGCACCAACCAGCUGAACACGGUGGAGCGCUACGACGUGGAGACCGACGCGUGGAGCUUUGCUGCCUCCAUGAGGCACCGACGCAGCGCUCUGGGAGUCACUGCGUUACACGGACGCAUCUAUGUGAUGGGAGGUUACGAUGGCAACACUUUCCUGGACAGCGUGGAGUGCUAUGACCCAGAAAAGGACACCUGGGCGGAGGUGACUCACAUGACGUCAGGGCGGAGCGGGGUGGGCGUGGCUGUCACCAUGGAGCCGUGCCAGAAGGACCUGCCACAGUGUCAGACACCCGAGAGGGAGAACGGCGCCGCGUCGCCGGCCUAUCAGUCAUCAGCCAACUGCAACUUCAGCACUCACCACAAUCAGCGGCAAGGCGGGCACUUCGGCAAAGGCGCAUGAGACACACACACACACACACAGACACACGCAGACGACCACUCCGAAAACUCCAGUCUGUCUUCCCGAAUCAAAGUAAAAACCUUCACAGGUGAGCUCAGACGCCACCUGCUGCUUCCUGAAUUCAGAAAAACUAAAUUUCUUUUAAAAGUAGUGGUGAUCCAAGAUUCAAGAGCUGAAGUUUAAUUUGUUAGUUUGGGAUUAAAUCAGCGUUCUGAUCCGAUCUUCCAUGUUUGAGCCAUGGGAGGAAAAAAAAAAAAAGGGCUGCAUCAUGAAAAGGGGCCAAAGAGUCGUCAGGAGCUCUUUAUACUUCAAGAUCAGCCCGUGCAGAAGUUCGAAACAUUCACAUGAUCCCGUUUUAUAUAAAAAAAGACAAAAAGCAAAAGAAAAAAAGUAGCGUUUGUCAGCGUAGAGUUCAAAGUGCCAUUAACGCUGCCGGUCUGUGGGCAGUGCUGUCAUCAGUAUGUCGCCCGAGAGGCACGAGAUGAAGCUCGCACACGACAACGGACCUCGUGCAAGAACGUUCUCUGAUCCAGCCAAAAAAAGAAAUGCACAAACUUCUUCUAAUCUUCACCCAGACUGAUCUGUGAGGCAGAUUUAAAUAAUACUGCAGCUUCCAACGCCGAGUCGUUACAGAGCUUAGCCCCCAAACUCCACGGGCCGCUCUAGUCGACGUUUCAAACCCCACCGGUCCGGUUCAGAAGUGUCCCAGAACGUCAACUUCCCACAGAAACAGCAUAGAGAAUCCGGCGGGCUGAGCGCUUCUGAAACGUCCCGGUGGGGUUUGAAGUCGCGUGCAGGACGGACUAAAACAGACGUGACGGAGACGUGCCCGGUGGAGGAUUUCGGGGUCUGUGUAUCAAGGAGUAAGGAGGUGAUACUACAGCGCUGUUAGGUGUUACAACCAGAUGAAUUCAUGACUCGGUGACGACGGGCCUGGACCACCCCCGGACUUCAUCACUCAUAACGUCAGUUUAAGGUUCAGUCGUUCUUGCACGAGGCCCGACGUCUCAAAGUCAAAGAAGUGCUGGUACAAGAGAAGCAGGACAGAAAGUUAACAGAAGUUUUUCUUGUUUUUUAAAUCACUAAUAGCCACUGGUAGGUUCAUCAAAUGUGAAUUAUUCUGUCUGGAUAAAGGUUGUUGAGUCCGGUUGGUGAGUGCCAAGAGAGCGAGCAGGUUUGGACUGUGUGUUUAGAGGAAAGGGAAUACUGUAGCAUUUAAAAAAAAAUAAAAAACAUCUCACUGAAUGUGUUUUUAUUAAAAAACACUAAUAACUGACACGAUGGAGAACCUCCCCUUUUGUUUUUUUUCCUCCUGCCAGACCUCAGAAACAGAAGUGACCGUCGUGGCGUUCAGGUUCUGCACGCCGACGACAAACAGACUUGCUUAAAGACGUGUAUUUGUAACAGCAAUUUAAGCUACACAGGUUUUUCAGCGACGUUUUUGUACAUUGAUAUUCUACGAAGUCUUGUACAGAAUUUCAGAGCUCACGUUUUUUAUUUAUUUGUUCGGAUCUUUUUUGGUUUUCUCGUUCCUCUAAACUGACAUCAGCUUUGUAUUGAAUUGGACUCUGGUGUUGUUGUUUUGUUUUGUUUUUUUUGAAUAACUAAGCAUGCAUUGUAACUAAAGUAGGAAUGCCUGUCGAUGCUAAUUUUGGAUGUUUGUAAAAAACAAAAACAAACAAAAAAAAAAGGGACUUUUUCUUUUUCCUGUCCGUCUGUAGUUGGAAUGCAAAUUAGAUUAUUUAAGUCUGCUUUGUACAUUUUUUUUUUCCAGCAAAAAGAACCCCUGUACAAUAAUACAUUGUAAAGUAAAAUAUGUUUAUUGUA